This is a messenger RNA of Schistocerca serialis cubense, 732 nucleotides long. RefSeq lists its product as uncharacterized. The transcript has 2 exons. The record is from RefSeq and is a predicted model, not a curated record. The coding region runs from base 1 to 732 and encodes 243 amino acids. Lineage: Eukaryota; Metazoa; Arthropoda; Insecta; Orthoptera; Acrididae.
AUGCGUCAGCGCCGCUGCUCCUACCCCACCCGCCUGCCCUGUCGGCGCAAGGACGGCCCGCGGCCAUCCAUACGCGUCAGCCGGCGGAUUGCAGCCGCCGGGCACGUUGGCCGCUCGCGCUUCCGGCUGCCACGUCGCCGCCAGCCAGCCUCGUCAGCCUAUUGGCAGUCGCUGACAGACACCUGGGCAGCGGGAGUUCCGGAGGCGCGCGGACGAACGUGCGCCGGAGAGCGUCUGAGCAGAGGUAAACAUAGCGUGCUACUGACCUGCGAGGUGGAGCGAAGUCGGCUGUGGUCGCGUCGGCCGGAGGCGGCGUCCCACUGGCACUCGGGCGGACACUGGCUCGCACACUCGCGCUACGCGACACGACGCUCCGCGCACUCGCUCGCACAGACGGACGGAGAGACGCGUGUUGCCGGGCCGGCGUCGGCGCCGCGAUUGAGUUGUGCUGCGGGCGUGACAGCGCGCUCCGCCUCCCGCGGCCGGCCGCCCGGCGCGCCGUUGCCACGUCUCGGGGGCAGCGCGGGGCUCCGCCGCAGCCUCCCGCACCGCAAUUAUGUAACGCCGCCGCCGCCGCCGCCGCAGCAGCAGCCCCUCGGCGCAGCGCAACACCUGCCCAGCGCUCACCCCCCACCACCACCACCGCCCCCACCCCCUCAUCCAGCGGCUACUGCCGCGCGCGCCGGAACACCCCGUCCGUCCUCCCGGUGCACUGCCGGACCACAAGCUUAA